Heterostelium album PN500 is the source of this 1275-nucleotide messenger RNA. RefSeq lists its product as uncharacterized. The transcript is spliced from 6 exons. Bases 1 to 1275 code for a protein of 424 amino acids. Lineage: Eukaryota; Evosea; Eumycetozoa; Acytosteliales; Acytosteliaceae. The record is from RefSeq and is a predicted model, not a curated record.
AUGGCUCGAAAAGAGCUUUACCAGAUCGUCAAAAAAACAUACUCAUUAUUGUUAAACCAAAUCAUUGGUGGUGCUGCUGUUUUUAAUAGACAACCACAACAACCAUGUUUGAAGAUCGGUUGUGUGCCUUUACUUAAAAGAUAUAAUAAUAAUAGUAGUAGCUGUAUUAUUAGUAAUAUUAGAUCUUAUUCAACUAAAAAUAGUAAUAACAAUAAUAAUGAGGAUGAUGUACAAAUCAACAUCAUCAACAACAAUAAUAAUAACUAUAAGGAAGAAGCUCAAACCUUUCAGAUAGUAACACCUCCACCACAAGAAGAAAAGAUGGAAUGGAAGUUGUUUGGUCAAGGUAGGUCCAUUGGUAAUCUAGUGAUGUUCUCCAUUGGUUUGAUUAUGUCUGCUUUCACACUUGGCAAAGCAUUGCUUGAGAAAGAAACAAAUGAUAAAUCACAUGAAUCCUAUGAGUAUUAUACUAACUUAUUAGAUUAUUUUGGGUGGGCACCACCCAUUGGUUUAUGGAACAACAACGGUGUACUUGACAAAGCAAUCGAAGAAUACAAACAAGGAACCUUAUCACAAGAAGGUGUUAUGUUUUUAUUUAAUAUUUCAACAUUCAAAGCUGGUAGAGAAAUUCUUUGUCAAAAAGGAUUAAUCGAAACUAUUAGUGAUCGUGUAGAUCAAUUCUUGGAAGAAGAUAAUGAUACACCAUUAUUAUUGAGAUUACAACCAAGUCCUGUGACUGGAUAUGAAUUAUCAUUACUUGUUAAUCUCUCUGUAUCCGAUGAUAGCGAUGUACCACUAAGUACUAAAGCUAAAAUAUCUGAACUUAGUAAGAGAUUACCAGAUGAUUUCAAACAUCCAAUAGUAUAUAUUGAAAGAAGUGAUUUAAUAGUAAAUACACAUAGACAUGAGACUCCAAUGGGAUUGAGUAAGGUGUUGUUAUAUGGCCUGUGUCCUCAGACGACUAGUCGUCUUGCAAUGAUUAAUGGAAUGAGAAAUACAGCGAUGGCCAGUAUGUUGGUUGCAGGUUUUCCCACCUUCAGAACGUUUGUAUAUGACCGAUUCGUCAGCAAAUCGAAAUCAUACUCUGACUAUCUCGUGCGAAUUAAAACUACCUCGCUACUCUACCCGUCAGCGAUGCUGUUGGUCUCUGGAUUGCCUCAUCUCUACUGGAUAACACCGGCUGUAGCUACUUUCCUUGGUAUCGCUGCCUACCGAUUAUACUCAGUAUUACUAAUGAUAGAGAGAGAAUUACAUAAGUUCAUUGAUAAAAAUUGA